Coturnix japonica (Japanese quail) is the source of this 2309-nucleotide messenger RNA. RefSeq names its product protein phosphatase, Mg2+/Mn2+ dependent 1M (gene PPM1M). The record is from RefSeq and is a predicted model, not a curated record. Lineage: Eukaryota; Metazoa; Chordata; Aves; Galliformes; Phasianidae. Gene Ontology annotation, molecular function: [pyruvate dehydrogenase (acetyl-transferring)]-phosphatase activity. Gene Ontology annotation, cellular component: mitochondrion. Gene Ontology annotation, biological process: protein dephosphorylation.
AGCCGGACCCGGAGCCGCGCCCGGUUCGUGCGGGGGGAGCCCGCGGGGUUCCAUGUCCGUCGAGUGGUUGCGGCGGCUGCGGCGGGGCGGCCCCGCGGAACAACGGCCCGGAGGUGCCCAGGAGUCGGUACCGCGCUCCCCGCAGCCCAACCCGCCGCUGUACCGCCGGCCCAAGUUCCUUCGGGGCGGAGAGGAGAGUCCGAGGGGCGGCAGGGCCGUGCGGGGCACCGGGCCGGAGCGGCCGCUGCCGUGGAGUUCGGGUUAUGCCGAGGUUAUCAAUGCUGAGAAGUCAGAGUUCAAUGAGGACCAGGCGGCGUGCUGCCAGAUCUCUGUGCGCAGGAGGGAGCCAGGACUGGAGGAAGACCAGGAGUGGCUGAUCCUGUGCUCCACGCAGUUUUUGACUGGUUACUACUGGGCACUCUUCGAUGGCCACGGUGGCCCAGAAGCUGCCAUCAUUGCUUCCAACUACCUGCACUACUGCAUCAAGCAGAAGCUGGAGGAGGUCGUGGGGGCCAUCACAGAGGCCCAUCCCCCCAUGCACUUGAGCGGGCGCUGUGUUUGUGACAGUGACCCCCAGUUCGUGGAGGAGAAGCACGUCCACGCAGAAGAUGUGGUGGUGGGAGCCCUGGAAAACGCCUUCCAGGAAUGUGACGAAGUCAUUGGCCAGGAGAUGGAAGCCACCAACCAGACAGGAGGCUGCACUGCUCUGGCUACUCUUUAUUUCCAGGGAAAGCUGUAUGUGGCAAACGCUGGGGACAGCAGGGCCAUUCUUGUUCUGAAGGACACCAUAGUGCCCAUGAGCUCUGAGUUCACACCUGAGACAGAGAGGCAGCGACUCCAGCACUUGGCUUUUCUCUUCCCCAAACUCCUGGACGGAGAGUUCACACGCUUCGAGUUUCCACGGAGGCUGAAAGGAGAUGAUGUGGGCCAGAAAGUGCUGUACAGGGAUUACUUCAUGGAGGGCUGGGGAUACAAGCUGGUGGAGAAAGCUGACCUCAAGUACCCUCUUGUCCAUGGUCACGGGAAGCAGGCUCGUUUGCUGGGGACUCUGUCUGUCUCUCGAGGUUUAGGGGAUCAUCAACUCAAAGUCAUCGACACCAACAUUGAAGUCAAACCUUUCCUCUCCUGCAUUCCAAAGGUGAACGUAUUUGACUUUGCUCUGAAUGACGUUAAGGAAAAUGAUGUCCUCAUCAUGGCAACUGACGGCCUUUGGGAUGUUUUGUGCAAUGAAGAGGUGGCCCACAUGGCCAGGAGCUUCCUUGCAGAAAACAGGACCAAUCCCCACAGAUUUUCAGAGCUGGCCAAGAGUUUGGUGUGCAGAGCAAGGGGAAAGAAGAGAGGCCACCAGUGGAUGCUGGAUGAGAGCCAGGAGGCGUCCUAUGAUGACAUUUCUGUGUUCGUCAUCCCAUUGCACAACAGGAGUGAGGACUGUUAGCACGACAGGCAGCAUCUCAGUGCUCUCCUGCUGCGGUGCUUUAGGAAAGGCACAGGACUGAGGGAUUUCUGCCAGGCAUGUACCCUCCUCCAGCAACACCACCUGAUGUGGAACCUGAGUACACAGAGCCAGCACUUAAGAGGAUCAACAGUGUGCAAAGAGAACAACGGCAACAAAUCAUUCCUCUAACUGCAUUUGCUUUGCUGUGCCAAUGGGAAACUGCAGAAGCGGCCACAGGAGCCAAAGAUCACUGCUGAUGAUUUAAGGAUAGUGAGCCUCAAAUCCACGUCUCUAGUGACCCUUCUUCCUUUUUAAUAUCAAAGAAUGAAGGAAGAUGAAGUGAGGUCUGUCUGAUCUCAAGAACUGGCUUUUAGUCAGCCUCAAACUGAGCAUAUAAGCUACAGGUGCCCCUUGUAUACAUUCGCUUCAUCAGCUGAAAAACUGGGAACUGCUGCUAGGACAGCGUUAUGGACAUUGGUGACCCACACCUCUUCCAGGUGAGAACGUUCCAGUUGUAGGCAGCACCACCUCAAAAUUGCUUCUGGCAGCAAUGGCACAAUGGGAGGAUCUUGCAGGUCCUUUCCAACCUUGUGUUUCCAUCUGUUACCAGAUGGAGUAAGAUACAUUACUUAAGAGCAUUUCUGCUACAUGUGAUGUCCUUAUCAUACAGAUGCCUAACAAAUUUUAGCUCAUUACCACUUUGCGGGUCACUCCUACUGCUGGCAGUGAGGCUGGUUUUGUAGCAGUGCUGAUGAGAGCUGAAAUGUGUGAGCAAAUUAAGGCAGCUGAUUUCCUAGAAGAGCUCCAAGCAGAACAGAACCGGUUGUUCCCAUUUAGCUGGGGUGCUGAUGCACAAACGGUACGUUCAUUGCAA